This is a messenger RNA of Ricinus communis (castor bean), 1889 nucleotides long. Its product is annotated as serine carboxypeptidase II-2. The coding region runs from base 243 to 1685 and encodes 480 amino acids. NCBI's taxonomy places the organism in Eukaryota, Viridiplantae, Streptophyta, Magnoliopsida, Malpighiales, Euphorbiaceae. Gene Ontology annotation, cellular component: vacuole. The record is from RefSeq and is a predicted model, not a curated record. The transcript is spliced from 10 exons. Gene Ontology annotation, molecular function: serine-type carboxypeptidase activity. Gene Ontology annotation, biological process: proteolysis.
UUGUUCCAAAAGAUGCCCUCUAUUUUUGCCAAAAGAAAUGCAGAAAGAGCUGUUAGAUGACAACAACCCAUCAUAAUUCAUGGGAAAAGAGAUUCAGUGCUUCUGUCACCCCUUGACCCACCAACCUAAUACUGUGUGAUUCUUGAUCAUAGCAACCUUCCCUCUGUGUCUCUUUAUAUAAGUAAUCCAAUAAUAUCCACCCUUCAGAAUAUUUCAAUAGCAAAGCAAAGCCUGUCUAGAAAAUGGUCAGUCCCAAGUGGGAAAUGGGUCUUCUUCAACUUUUCAUAACCAUCUUCUUAUUAUUCUCAGUCAAUCUUUAUGUGGGUGCUAGUGUUUUUGAAUCAACUUUGACUGACCCAGUUGCCCAACAAGGACUAGACAGGGUUCUUGAGCUUCCAGGUCAAACCUUCAACAUUAGCUUUGCACACUACUCAGGGUACGUCACUGUUAAUCAAGAAUCUGGAAGGAAUCUCUUUUAUUGGUUCAUGGAGGCUGUUGAGGAUCCUGAUUCUAAGCCCCUCAUUCUUUGGCUCAAUGGAGGACCUGGAUGUUCCUCCAUUGCUUAUGGAGAGGCAGAGGAGAUAGGUCCAUUUCAUAUCCAGAGAGAUGGGAAGACCCUUUAUUUGAAUCCAUAUUCUUGGAAUCAAGUUGCAAACCUACUGUUUGUUGACUCCCCUGUUGGAGUUGGGUUUUCAUACUCAAAUACUUCAUCUGAUUUGCUGAACAAUGGCGAUAAAAGGACUGCUGCAGACUCACUUGCGUUUUUGCUAAAGUGGUUUGAGCGCUUCCCGCAAUUUAAAGGAAGGGACUUCUAUAUCACAGGGGAGAGCUAUGCAGGACAUUAUGUUCCUCAGCUAAGCCAAGCCAUUGUAAGGUAUAACAAAGCAACAAAAGGGAAGGCAAUUAAUCUGAAGGGUUACAUGGUGGGAAAUGCUCUUACCGAUGAUUACCAUGACCACUUGGGGAUUUUUGAGUUUAUGUGGGCAGCUGGUUUGAUUUCUGAUCAAACAUACAAGAAACUUAAUCUUUUCUGCGAUUUCCAAUCCUUUAUCCACUCUUCAGAUUCUUGUGAUAAGAUUUUAGACAUUGCCAGCGAAGAACUUGGAAACAUUGACCCAUAUAGCAUAUACACUCCUCCCUGCACUGCCAAUGUAAGCGGGUCAAAUCGGUUGCUCAAAAAGAUGCAUAAGGUUGGUCGUGUCUAUGAAAAGUACGAUCCAUGCACUGAAGCACACUCAACCGUCUACUUCAAUCUGCCAGAGGUUCAGAAGGCUCUACAUGUUUCAAAAGAAUUUGCACCAUCUAAGUGGGAAACUUGCAGUGAUCUUGUAAAUAAUAACUGGAAGGAUUCACCUAGGACAGUGCUGGACAUUUAUCACGAGCUCAUACAUUCUGGAAUCCGUAUAUGGGUAUUCAGUGGUGAUACGGAUGCUGUUAUCCCAGUAACAUCCACUCGGUACAGUAUAGAUGCUCUCAAACUUCGAACAACAAAGCCUUGGCAUGCUUGGUAUGAUGAUCGACAGGUGGGUGGAUGGACCCAAGAGUAUGCUGGACUUGCAUUUGUCGUGGUGAGGGGAGCAGGGCAUGAAGUCCCUCUUCAUAGACCUAAACUUGCUCUUACACUCAUCAAAGCUUUCUUAUCAGGAACAUCAAUGCCAACCCUUGAGCCAGUCAGUUCCUCUUGAUUGUCUCAAUAUUAGGGUUUAAUUUUCAGAACCUGAUGGAUGUGCUAAAAGGAAGUUGUAAUGCUUGCAAUUUCUGGAAUUUCUUUUCUUUGUUUUCCAAACAAUAGAUGUGCUUUUCAUUCCAUUUCUUCAAAUGGCUGCACUAGACUAAAAUACCUUUGCCGGAAGAGAUAAUCAGAAUUGUAGCUCUGAAGAUUAAAUGCA